CUAACAACAUUUUCAAAACAUUAAAAUCGAUUAUCUUCUUCUUCAAGUAGUUGACAGUUAAACACAGCAAGAUUUUCUUGUUUCACAAGGACUCUCUCUUGUCUCAAAUUCUCAAUCUUUUUCCUGUUAAGAUGCAUACAAUUGUAGCAUCCCUUGUUCCAUUCUUCUUAGUAUUCCACAUUCUAGUACCAGUGUCUUCUUCAGAUUCUUUGAUCCAACAUAAUAAUAUUAAUACCAAUAAUACCCUUCUUCAGUGUCUUUCUCUCUAUUCAGAAUCUUCUAAUCCAAUCUCAGAAGUUACCUAUUUCCCAAACACACCUUCAUAUUCACCCACCUUAAACUCCUACAUCAGAAACCUUAGAUUCAACUCAUCCACUACUCCAAAACCAGUUUUCAUUCUAACCCCAUCUCACAUCUCUCACAUCCAAGCAUCAAUCAUAUGCUGCAAAAAAUUCAACCUUGAAAUCAGAAUACGAAGUGGUGGUCAUGACUAUGAUGGUCUUUCUUAUGUAUCAGAAAAACCCUUCAUUGUUCUUGACAUGUUCUUGCUUAGAUCAGUGGUUAUUGACUUAAAAGAUGAAUCUUUGUGGGUUGAAUCAGGUGCUACAAUUGGUGAAGUUUAUUAUAGGAUUUCUGAGAUUAGUAGUGUUCAUGGUUUUCCAGCUGGGGUUUGUCCUACUGUUGGUGUUGGUGGACAUUUUAGUGGUGGGGGGUAUGGUAACAUGAUGAGAAAAUUUGGGUUAUCUGUUGAUAAUAUUUUGGAUGCUAAGAUUGUUGAUGUUGAUGGAAGAGUGCUUGAUAGGGAAUCAAUGGGGGAAGAUGUUUUUUGGGCUAUUAGAGGUGGUGGUGGAGCUAGUUUUGGUGUUAUUGUUUCUUGGAAGAUUAAGUUGGUUUCUGUGCCGGAGAUCGUAACUGUUUUUAGAGUUGAAAAAACAUUGGAACAAGGUGGUGGUGAUAUUGUUCAUCAAUGGCAAUAUGUUGCUGAUAAGAUACAUGAUGGGUUGUUUAUUAGAGUUGUUGUUAGUCCUGCGAAGAGAAAGGGGAAGAAGACAAUUAAGGCUAAGUUUAAUGCUUUGUUUCUUGGUAAUGCAUAUGAGUUGCUUGAUGUGAUGAAUGAGAGUUUUCCUGAAUUGGGCUUGAUUGGUGAACAAUGUAUUGAAAUGAGUUGGAUUGAUUCAGUGUUGUUUUGGUAUAACUAUCCGGUAGGGACUUUGACUGAUAUUUUACUUGAAAGACAUUCAUCAAAAGAGAAAUUCUUGAAGAGGAAAUCAGAUUAUGUGCAGAAGCCGAUUUCAAAAAUUGGGUUUGAUGGUAUAUGGAAGAAGAUGAUUGAACUAGGAAAGGUUUCACUCACAUUCAAUCCUUAUGGUGGGAAAAUGGGUGAGAUUUCUGAGAUGGCAACACCAUUCCCACAUAGAGCAGGUAACAUAUAUAAAAUUCAGUAUUCAGUUAACUGGAAAGAAGAAAGUAAUGAUGUUGCGAAUCAAUAUUUGGAUCGGAUUCGAAAGCUUUAUGAUUACAUGACACCUUAUGUGUCAGAUUCACCAAGAAGUUCAUAUGUGAACUAUAGAGAUGUUGAUAUAGGUGUCAAUGGAGAUGGGGAUGUUAGUUAUGAAAAAGCUAGUAUUUGGGGUAAAAAGUAUUUCAAAGGAAACUUUGAUAGGCUUGUAGAGGUUAAAACUGCAAUUGAUCCAAGUAAUUUUUUCAAAUAUGAACAAAGUAUUCCAUCACUUGCAUCUGAGACUAGUAUAAUGGCAGAAUACAGGCAGCCAUCAAAGGGUGUAUCAUUAUAGGAGGUAUCUAGAAGCAUGUUAAUAUCAUGGAAAACUAGUUCAGACCCAGAUUGAACAUUAAAGUAUGUCAGAAUAUUUGAUUGGUUAGAAGUUAGUACAUUAUACAUUCUCAAAUUGUAUCUUCCCUGCUUUGAGGGACUUAGUUCAUCUGAGUUGUAAGUUGAGAUGGCCAAUGAUGUAUAGAUUAAGAAUUUGGUGUUGUAGGCUUGUAGCUAAUGCCAUUAGGCUGUAGAUUGAUACUUUAAGCAAGAUGAUAUUCUAAUAUAAUUUAUUGAAAGUUUUAGAAAACUUGUUUAGUUUGUUUUGACUAAAACAUGUAUGCUCAUGUUGUCUCAUUUGUUUUAGAAAAAUUAAAGAGUAGGGUGAUAUAAGAUUCCCUCAUUUCAAGUAA
This is a messenger RNA of Medicago truncatula (barrel medic), 2184 nucleotides long. Its product is annotated as berberine bridge enzyme-like 8. The record is from RefSeq and is a predicted model, not a curated record. Lineage: Eukaryota; Viridiplantae; Streptophyta; Magnoliopsida; Fabales; Fabaceae. The transcript has a single exon. Bases 132 to 1793 code for a protein of 553 amino acids. Gene Ontology annotation, molecular function: oxidoreductase activity; FAD binding.